AGCGACCUGUGGAGAGAAAGACUGCUGUUGAUCCAAUUGUCAAGGCGUAAUUCCUAUCAGUGGGAGAAUUAUACAGCCCUUUCGUCGCUGUUGAUGUUGCGCUCCAUAUUAACCCCGAGCUGCCCCUCCUACUCCGUGCUCCGGACUACACUCCGAAGCAUUAUCCCUCUUCACUCAUCAAGAUCAUUCUCAAGCAGUGUCAGCGCCAUGAGUAACCAGACUCAAAAGCUCAAACCCGCGGCUCGGGUCCAGGGCCAGAAGAAGGAUGUUUGGUCCAUGAUCAAUGAGGCUGCUGCGUCUUCACCUAUCCAGCCUAUUGUGAACCUGGGUCAGGGUUUCUUUGGUUACAACCCCCCUGACUUUAUUCUCAACGCUGCCAAGGAGGCUUUGGAUCGUGUUGAGUGUAAUCAGUAUGCGCCUGCUAAGGGACGACCGCGGUUGAGGAAGGCUCUUGCGGAUGCGUAUUCACCAUUGUGGAGUCGCAAUUUGGACCCUGAGACUGAUAUUAUUAUCACAACUGGUGCUAAUGAGGGUAUGCUGAGUGCGUUCAUGGGUUUCAUUGAGCCUGGUGAUGAGGUUAUUGUGUUUGAGCCAUUCUUUGAUCAAUACAUUAGCAAUAUUCAGAUGCCCGGCGGCAAGGUCGUCUAUGUUCCCCUUCAUCCUCCCGAGACAGGAGCCACAAAGAACUCUUCAGCCGCAGACUGGACAAUUGACUUUGACGAGCUAGAGAAGGCCUUCACACCCCGCACCAAGAUGAUUGUCAUCAACACUCCCCACAACCCUGUGGGCAAGGUUUUCCACAAGGACGAGUUACAAAAGAUUGCCGAUCUUGCUGUCAAGCACCAGACUAUUAUUCUCUCGGAUGAGGUUUAUGACCGUCUUUUCUACGUGCCGUUUACGCGAAUUGCAAAUCUUUCUCCUGAGGUGGACAAGCUCACUCUCACUGUUGGAUCUGCUGGAAAGAACUUUUAUGCCACUGGCUGGCGUGUUGGCUGGUUGAUUGGUCCCCCAGAGCUGAUCCAGCACGUCACUGCCGCUCACACGCGUAUCUGCUUCUCAACACCCGCCCCCUUCCAAGAAGCCGCCGCCAUUGGUUUCGAGCAAGCCGACAAGAACGGUUUCUGGGAUGAGACCAUCAAGGAGAUGAAGGCCAAAGUCGACCGCCUCAACGAGGUAUUCGAGGAACUCAAUCUACCCGUGACAUACCCCGAGGGCGGUUACUUCCUGCUCGUCAACAUGGCCAAGGUCAAGCUACCAGAGGACUACCCCUUUCCCCCUCACGUCGCAAGCCGGCCUCGCGAUUUCAAGCUGGCGUGGUUCCUCAUCCAGGAGAUUGGUGUUGCAGCUAUUCCUCCUACAGAGUUUUAUACUCCGAACAACGCGCACUUGGCGGAGGAUUAUAUCCGAUUUGCUGUGUGUAAGAAUGAUGAUAUCUUGGAGCAGGCUAAGGAGAGGCUAAGGGGGCUGAAGAAGUACAUUCAAGAGUAGAGCGGGUUAGGAGGAAGGAAAGUUAAAGAGUCGGAGCAUGGCUAGAUUAGACGGGUUUCGUAGAUUUCACGGUAGUUUUCUGAGCUUUAUGUGCAGUUGGUUGGUAUCUCAGUCCUCCUGAUAUGUGCAUGAGUUUAUGAGAUAGACUACAUACAACCAGGGUGUGAGGUACUCCGGUUGCCUUUCUAUCUUAUCUGGAUAUCUGGGAACUGUGUUCGAGUCCGAGAAAAUAGUACAAGAACGAGAGUAUUUCUCUUGAUCAUCUUGCAGCUGCUGUAUAUACAGUUCACCGCUAUAUUCAGAAUAUCUAUCGUCUUGUCUCUGAACUCC
Molecule: messenger RNA, 1818 nt
Organism: Fusarium verticillioides 7600
Lineage: Eukaryota; Fungi; Ascomycota; Sordariomycetes; Hypocreales; Nectriaceae
Product: aminotransferase
Exons: 6
Coding region: 94-1488 (464 amino acids)
Biological process (GO): biosynthetic process
Cellular component (GO): cytoplasm; mitochondrion
Molecular function (GO): pyridoxal phosphate binding; L-kynurenine:2-oxoglutarate transaminase activity
Source: RefSeq, a predicted model, not a curated record